GACCGGUGUGGUGGUGUUGUUGUUAUAAAGCGGUGAUGUCGGCCGCCUCCGCCGAGGCUCUGGCCGCUCACAGCAGCGCUAAAAUGGCCGAUAAGGACGCGGGGCAGGAGACGGCGCUCGGCAGCGCUUAUUCCCCGGUGGACUACAUGAGCAUCACCAGCUUCCCCCGCCUACCCGAGGACGACGCGCUGGCCGGAGAGAGCGGCCUGAAAGCCCGCAGAGACGAGGACCACUUCCUGGCUGAACAGGAGACAGACCCGGACCUGUUCCUGAAGUCGGCGCGUCUGCAGCGUUUGGCCUCGUCAGCGUCAGACCUGGCCAGUCAAGAUUCAUCUCCUCUGAAAGAGACGAGGCGAGACCCACUGGCUCAGGACUGCGCUUGUGCACGAGACGGCCUCACCGUCCUCAUCACGGCCUGCCUGACCUUUGCCACCGGGGUCACCAUCGCCCUCAUCGUGCAGGUCUAUUUAGGAGAACCACAGAUCUUUAAUCAGGGUGCCGUGGUGACAGAUGUGGCUCGCUGCACCUCUCUGGGUUUCGACAUUCUUGGUCAACAGGGUUCCAGCGUAGAUGCUGCCAUCGCCGCCGCUCUCUGCUUGGGCAUCAUCCACCCCCACACCUCUGGCAUUGGCGGUGGAGGAGUGAUGUUGGUCCACGACAUUCGAAAAAACGAGAGCCGCGUCAUUGAUUUCCGUGAAACAGCGCCCUCUGGCUUGCGGGAGGAGAUGCUGCAGGAUCUAGAGCAGAAGCCAGGCCUCAUGGUGGCUGUACCGGGCAUGCUCAGUGGACUGCAUCAAGCUCACCAGCUCUACGGAAAAAAGUCCUGGAAGGAAGUGAUCACCAUGGCCGCAGACGUCGCCAGGAAUGGCUUCAACGUAACCCAUGGCCUUGCGGAUGCCCUGUCCCAGAUAAAGGGAGAGAACGUCUCCGAGGCGUUCCGAGAGCUCUUCCUUCCAGACGGUCAUCCUCCUCUCUCUGGCCUCUUCAUGACCCGGCAGGAUUUGGCAGCCAUUUUGGACCGAGUGGCAGUCAAUGGGAUCGCAGAGUUCUACGAUGGAAAUCUGACACAGGAAAUGGCGAAUACGGUUCAGGCCAGUGGCGGUGUUCUGAUGGAGGCGGAUUUCAGUAACUACACGACAGUCCUUCAGCAGCCAAUACAGAGCCAUUACCAAGGUUAUCAGAUAAUGGCUGCUCCGCCUCCUCACGCUGGAGCCGCCCUCCUUACAGCCCUGAACAUCUUGGAAGGUUAUAACAUCUCCAACCAGACUAAAAGGAGCAGCACCCUCCACUGGAUCACUGAGACUCUGAAGAUCUCCUUGUCUCUGGCCAGUGCUCUCGGAGACCCCGUGUUUGACCCGUCCGUCUCUGAAGGUGUGGCUCGGAUGUUAAGUAAAAGUCAGGCUGCUCAGUUCCGUCAGAUGAUCAACGACUCGCACUCCUCCCCUCCGGGCCACUACUCGCCCAGUUACGCUCUGGAGGAGGGCACGGGGGUCAGCCAGGUCAUGGUCAUGGGUCCUGAUGACUUCAUCGUCUCUGUUACGAGCUCCAUGAAUCAGCCUUUUGGCAGCCGUAUCGUGACGCCCUCUGGAAUCCUCCUGAACAGCCAAAUUCUGGACUUUUCCUGGCCCAAUAAGAGCCACAGCUUCGCCCCACCCAAUCCGCACAACAUCGUUCAGCCCGGGAAGAGGCCGCUCUCAUUCCUCAUGCCCACCGCCGUCAGACCCUCGCUGGGCGUCUGUGGCACUUACGUGGCACUCGGCUCCUCUAACGGCGACCGCGCGCUCAGCGGCAUCACACAGGUUUUGCUGAAUGUCUUGUCACUGCAUAAGAAUCUGAGCGACAGUCUGACCAUUGGCCGGCUCCACCCUCAGCUCCAGCCCAACACACUCCUGGUAGAUGCGGAGUUUCAGAGUGCGGAUGUGGAGACGCUGGAGCAGAAAGGCCACGAUGUUCAGAGGGUGGAGGUCAUCUCGCUGGUGGAAGGAACCAGGAGAACCAACGACGUAAUCAUCGGAGUGAAGGACCCUCGCAGCGUCGACGCCUCGGCACUCACCAUGUUCACAUCCAUGCCCUAAUGACCCCGCCCCCACCGCUCCACUCUACGGUGUGUGCAAUAACGCAAACAUAGGCUGAAUGUACACUACUGACACUGGGGGAGAAUGGCACUGAAUAAACCAUGCACACACAUGGCAUGCUCACACCUAGCAGUAACUGAACUACAUGUUGCCCAGGCUGCUUAUGGUUCAGUUCAGUUCAGACCUGGUAUUUACUUUUGUCUCAGGUGAUCUGAUCACUUAAAGCUGCAAUAGGCAAUUUUUUUUUUUAUAAAGGCUGUCACCAUGGAUUAAGGCAUGGCCUUUGGAAAAACGUGAAUUAAGUCCAUUUGGAAAAUUGACUUCCUGUCCGGGGUGCUUGUUUGCAUUUGGAUGUGCCUCCUGUCGAUCAUUUUAGACACUAUACUCCAGGCCAGUGUAGAUGCUGGGGGCGGAGCUUUGUGAACAUGGGUGGGAAUCAUUAUAAUCAUUAAGACGCCUAAUCUUGGGGGGAGUCUAAACUUUCCGACUGCACCUUUUAAAUCCUGUAUAGUUGGUGAAAGAUCAAAAAAAUGUAAGAUUAUAUUAAGAUUUAAAUUUAAGGUUAAAAAAUAAAUAUUAAUGAAAGUUUGUAUCCAAAUGAUUUGAGUAAGCAAAGGAAAGAAAACUACGUAACUAGCGCAUGAUUCAUGAGGUGUUUAAUUCUCUCCUAUACCAAAUUUAUCAAAGAACAAUGCCGUAAUUUUUUUUUUUUUUUAAAUCCAUUUGUAGUUACAUUUCAUAUUGUGGAACAUCUUCGUUCCUGUGUAAAAGCGUAAACUCCUCUGUCCUGACACCGGAGACUCCUUCCAUAAAUGUUUCCUUACAGAAAUGAUUUUAAAGGUGCAGUAGGUAAGAUUGGUCUUUCUCUCUCUCUCACUCACUCACUCACUCACUCACACACACACACACACACACACACACACCUCAGAUCAGGUCUCUUAUGGUUAGGUGGGUUCAUGAUUAUGAUUCCCGCCCAUGUUUAUGAAGCUCCGCCCCCAGCAUCUGCACUGGCCUGUAGAGUAUAGCACCUAUAAAAUGACUUCACAUUUAUCACCACUCUUUAAAAUCCGUUUACGUGGUGCCUCUGAAUGAGCUGUUACUAUAGAAAUAACAUUUCCCAUUCAUCUAAACCAGCCGCUCUAGAAAACUAAUCAACACUUUUUUUUUUUUUUUUUUUUUUGGGGGAGGUGUCUUCCCCCCCACAACUAAUCAGAAUCCAGGAUUCAAGUUUCUAUUCCAGUUCAAAUCAAAUCCAGUAAAAUAAGAUGUGCGUUAACACCAGGUCUGAACAGGCUCUCGGAGAGCCCCGGUCUUUUUUUUUUUUUUUUUUUAAAUAUAUAAACACUCGUACGAAUUUUCCCAAUACAGAAGUGAAGAGUUGUUAAGGGGAGGAGCUUAAGUUCAGUAUGAUCAUCCAGACUCUCUGAUAAGACCUCACUAGUGGAAUAUUUUGAGAAAUUGCAAUUCAAACGCAUUUCUCUUCUGUAACGCGAGUGAAGGCGCUAAUGAUAUGACGUGCGAGUGUUUUGUGACGUAAAAAAAAAAAAAAAUCUGAAGACAGAAAAAUCACGGCUGGUGUUGCGCAUUUGAUGUAUCAUGAUGGAAAAAUAUGAAUUUUGUCGUCUUGUUACAAAAAAUUAUUUCCAUGGCGGUGAUGUCGCAUAAUCACACCUGCAAAUCUGAGUAAUGUAACUUAAGCUCCACCCCUUUUCAAUACAGCCACCAAUAUUUACAUACACUAAAUAUUAAUAUUAGGGUGUGGUUUGCUUCUUGUGGUUUUUUUUUUUUGAGGACAAACUUGUAUUUAUAUUUGUAAAUGAACGUGCAAGGGUUUUUUAUUUUAUUUUUUUUUUUUUUUUUUUAUAUUUUAAAGAACAAAGCUGAUUAUUUGGGUUAUUUUGAAGUUAUUUAAUAUGAUAUGAUGGAAAUUAUUUAACUUGGUGGUCAUUUUGUUUUUUUCUGGAAUGUUGCUGGAUGCUGACUGACUUCUCACGUUUCUUGAAUAUUAUUUAUUGAUCACGUUCGUGGUUUUGUUUUGGUAUUUUAUGGCAGUGUGUGUUCAUGAAGCCUGAAGAUAAAUCUUGAGUGAUGAGAGACAUUUAACGUAAUGUACUGUAUUUAAAGAAGGAUCUGUUUCUCUUUGGGGAAUUUUUUUUUUUCUUAAUUGAAUUACUGUUUUGGGUUUUUUUUUUGUUUGUUUUUUUGUUUUUUUUUGUGUAGCAUGAUGUGAUAUUUUGUUGGUGAUGCUGUAUUUGCACUGUUUCUUUUUAAAUAUUAGAAUAUAGUGUUGCUUUGAAUUUUUUUUUUUUUUUUAUAAAUGUGGAUUUAUUAAUGUGUAGUGUUGAGCUGGUUUAGAAGUAAAUGAAGCAUUUUUUCAUUGCUAACGUGUUCAUUAAAAGAUAUCAUGUGA
Molecule: messenger RNA, 4485 nt
Organism: Neoarius graeffei (lesser salmon catfish)
Lineage: Eukaryota; Metazoa; Chordata; Actinopteri; Siluriformes; Ariidae
Product: glutathione hydrolase 7
Exons: 15
Coding region: 36-2075 (679 amino acids)
Biological process (GO): glutathione catabolic process
Cellular component (GO): plasma membrane
Molecular function (GO): glutathione gamma-glutamate hydrolase
Source: RefSeq, a predicted model, not a curated record